CAGAGCAGCCAGGAGGAUGUCUCAUACUUAACCCUCAGCAAGCUGCCUGGCGACAGGGCUGGUGGGGCCUGGAGAAGUCGCCUUGAGGUUGCUUGGACUCUGGGAAAGGCCAUUGGGAGCAGGCUUGGGCAGGAAGCCGAGCCUCCGGGGAGCUGGGAGCAGCGGUUCCCGAGCCAAUCACGUCCUGCGCAGGGGGCGGGUAGCCUGGGCCGGCGGGUAUUUGGGGAAGCGUCUUGGUUCUAGGCGCUCCCAGUGGCUCCCUUGCACAAGUGACUCCUGGGCCCAGUUCUGGGGCAAAGAUGCCUGCCCUUCACAUGGAGGAUCUGCCGGAAAAGGAAAAGCUGAAGAUGGAGGUUGAGCAACUUCGCAAAGAAGUGAAGUUGCAGAGACAACAGGUGUCUAAAUGUUCUGAAGAAAUAAAGAACUAUAUCGAAGAACGUUCUGGAGAUGAUCCUCUGGUGAAGGGAAUCCCAGAAGACAAGAAUCCCUUUAAAGAAAAGGGCAGCUGUGUCAUUUCUUAAAGAACUCUGGGGGAAACUCUAUUUUCAGUUGGGGCAAGUUGCUCUUUUAUCCCCCCCAAUAAAACCAAAGUGUGUGUUAAAGAAGGAAAAAAAAUGUAAUUGAGAAAAAAGGGUUGUAAGCACUCUCCAGGCAGUUUAUGUAUGAAAAGUACCUGCUUCUCAUCUUUGCUCACGUUACCCCGCUUUUCAAAGGGCAGAACAGCUGACGUGCAGUUGUGGGACGAAGCCGUGACUCUCCCCUUUCAGUAUGCUGCUUACUGCCUCCAAUAAAGUUUGUCUUGGGAAAGUUA
Messenger RNA from Peromyscus leucopus (white-footed mouse), 811 nucleotides. RefSeq names its product G protein subunit gamma 11 (gene Gng11). The transcript is spliced from 2 exons. The record is from RefSeq and is a predicted model, not a curated record. Gene Ontology annotation, cellular component: heterotrimeric G-protein complex. Gene Ontology annotation, biological process: G protein-coupled receptor signaling pathway. Lineage: Eukaryota; Metazoa; Chordata; Mammalia; Rodentia; Cricetidae. Bases 300 to 521 code for a protein of 73 amino acids. Gene Ontology annotation, molecular function: G-protein beta-subunit binding.